Molecule: messenger RNA, 786 nt
Organism: Zychaea mexicana
Lineage: Eukaryota; Fungi; Mucoromycota; Mucoromycetes; Mucorales; Lichtheimiaceae
Exons: 6
Coding region: 1-786 (261 amino acids)
Biological process (GO): proteasome core complex assembly
Cellular component (GO): endoplasmic reticulum
Molecular function (GO): proteasome binding
Source: RefSeq, a predicted model, not a curated record
AUGGAUUGGGAAAUUCAAGCAGCGGGUGCUCCAGUGCGUUACGCCUUUGACGAUGACGAAAGCGAUUCCGAAGCCGAAGUUUCUACUACUAGCAGCAACAAAGCAGUAUCCGUUGACAUUGGUCUGACCACACCGAUCCCCUCAGAGAAAUGCACUUUGGUCAUUGGCUUAAAAGGACCCGGUAGCCUAUAUGUCAAAGCGUUAAAAAACGGCGUGAGUGCUGCAGGCACAGUUUCGAUCAAGACAGAAGAAAAAGAUAAGCCUACACAAACAAAGGAACAUCCCAUCUUCCUUUUAUCACCAGAUGUACUUGGCGUCUCGUUCCAAGAUGUUGUGGAGAAUGAUCAAGUGUAUGCAGUGGUGAAACCUAUCUUUGAGUUGGUCGGGGAUCGAGUAAAAAGCGUCGUUGUGCUGGAUGCUCUUCCAAGUGCCGAGUAUCUCCAUACCGGUGAUCGUGAUGAUCUCCUUCCACCAUGUCUUCGGAUAUUACAGUCAUCUGCUGCCUCAUCUGUGCCUGGUCUUGAAUCAUUGGAGGUACCCAACAUGCUCAAAGGAUUAUCAGCUGCAUUCACGUCCUUGUGCGAAGUGCGGAAUGUCCCAUGUUACACAUUGGUUACUAUGCAAGAGUACUAUCUCGGUAAGCCGAUUGUUACCCUCGAAACCGUUGAAGCAUAUAUCCCUGCAUUGAAGAAGAUUGGUUUGGACAAGCUGGUGUAUCAGACGGCCGACAUGCAGGCGUUGUUGAAGACGGAGCAAUCUGGUGCUGUAAACCGACUGUAUCUUUAA